AUGGGAGCGGGUUUCCUGCUGCCUGCAUCGCCCAGGAGUCAGAGCUGUGAGAGACAGGAAGCCAGAGACACAGGGACUGCAGCUGGAGGCCCAGGGAUCUCAUCAAACCGGCUGCUGCUGCUGCAGAGAGAUUCUGGGGCUGCGGAGAAGGUGGAAGGAAAAUGUCUGAAAGGGUUUCUGGCUUGCAGGUCCCAGUGUCAUUUGCCGAUGUCUCAGUCUGUUUCACCCGGGAGGAGUGGGAGAUCUUGGCGGAAUGGCAGAAGAAGCUGUACUGGGACGUGAUGAGAGAGAACUAUGAGAUGCUGAUAUCGCUGGCUGACUGGGGUGAUAUGCCAAAACCUGCCCUCCUGCUGCUGACGGAGGAAGGGGGAAAGCCCGGUGCAGAGGAGGCCUCUGCCUGGGAGGCCCUGGCCCCGGUGUCUAUGGUUGCCGAAUGCCUGAAUGCAAGUGGAAAGGUGAAACUGGAGGACAAUGAAGUUGAAAUCCAAAUCCCUGAGCGUCUCCCUUUGUCUGUGGAGGAAAGGCCCGUUUCGUGGGGCUCGGAGAGCAGUGCGUCACCUUUGGGUGGUCAGCUGCACACGGCCCCCCAGGCUGCUCUCGGCGACGUCGAUGGCAAAGCUCCCGCUGUCCUCACUAAGUGCAAGCCAGAGCCCUUCGGGGAGGUGGAAGUUCCACUCGAGUGUCCUUUGCGGCGUGAUGGUAGUUUGCGAUGGCAGCAGCAGGCCGACGGCCCCGCCCCGCAGGAGGCUCGCUGCUGUGUGAAGGAAGAGAUUGAAGAUGGCGGCUCUGGAACGGGUUUCAGUGCUCAGCAGUACCAGAGCGCCCCCAGAGAAGAGGCAGAGGCUCCUCCAUGCACCAAGUACGAUGAAAGCUACAGCCCGUGGCUGGGCGCCGCCGGCAGCCAGAGGACUCGUGCGGGAGCGGAUCCGUCCAGCGGCAGCGAAGACCAGAGUGUUGUCAUCUGCAAGACCGAGAUAAUGGAUGACCUCCAGGUUCACGUAGUGGAGGAGCCUUAUCCGGGCGAGUCCCCGGGCGGCGAGCAGCAGCGAGAUCAGCUCCUGUGGUGCUCCAAGUGCGACAGAGACUUCCUGCGCCGCUCGGACCUGGUGAGGCACUGCCGAGUGCACAACGGCGAGCGGCCGUACCGCUGCAACCGCUGCGGCAAUGGCUUCCGCCGGCGCUCGCACCUCAACGAGCACCUGCGCACGCACACGGGCGAGAAGCCCUUCCGCUGCAGCCUCUGCCCCAAGAGCUUCAGCCGACGCUCCACCCUCAACAAGCACCAGGAGACCCACGCCAAGGAGCAGCCCCGGAGACACGCCGAGUGCCCCAGGGAGCCAGCCUGGCAGAACGACCCGCCGAAGCCGCGCCGGGCCCGCAAGGCCUACCGAAGCGGGAGGGGCCACGCGACCUUCAGCACGCUGGGGCCUGCGGCCCAGCACAAGAGGAUGCAUGCCGGGGGGAAGCCCUUCUCUUGCGGUGUCUGCGGCAAGGGCUUCAGCACGCGCUCCUACGCCGCCAAGCACGAGCAUGCCCACCUGGAGGAGCGGCCCUACCCCUGCGCCCUGGGCCCCGAGAGCUUCACCGGGCAGCAGGCCCUGGCCAGGCGCCAGCGGGCGCCCAGCGGCGAGAAGCCCUUCCCCUGCGGCUUGUGCGGCCGGUGGUUCCGCCGGCGCUCCCACCUCAGCGACCACCUGCGCACGCACACCGGCGAGAAACCUUUCCCUUGCCACCUGUGCCCCAAGAGCUUCAGCCGGUGCUCCACCCUCAACAAGCACCAGGAGACCCACAUGCAGCCAGGCCUGCGCGCUGCCCAGGACAGGGACCUCCUCCACAAGCUGCCCGCCCGCAGCCACCCCGCGGCCAAGCCCUACCCCUGCGGCAGGUGCCACAAGAGCUUCAGCACCCGGGCCUAUGCCCUGCGGCACGAGAGGUCUCACACCGGGGAGAGGCCGGGUCCGCCUGGCGUGGGCGACCGGAGCUUUGGCAGACAGACUCGCACCGUCAAGCACGAGACCGACCCCCGGGGAGAGGAGCCGUGUUGGCCCCAGGGCCACGGGAACGGGGUCUGGUCACAACCGCUCACUUUCAAGGAGAGGCCAUUCCCAGGGGCGAGCGUCCUGGGGCGAGCGCCGGAGCAUCCACCCGCUCCUGCCAAGGCCAAGCCCUACCCCUGCCCUCUCUGCCCCCAGAGCUUCAGGAGCCCGCUGGCUUUGAAGAGGCACCAGCCGAGCCACACAGCGGAGAAGCCCUUCUCCUGCAGCCUGUGCCACAAGCAGUUCCGCCGGCGCUCCUACCUCAGCGUCCACCGGCGGGUGCACCUGGAGAACGGCCCCUACCAGUGCGCCCUGUGCGAGAAACACUUCAUCUUCAAGUGCGACUUCGUCAAGCAUUACGGCUUCCACACGGGCGAGCGGCCCUACCCCUGCAGCCGCUGCGCCCGCAGCUUCCGCAAGCAGUCGCACCUCACCGAGCACCUCCGCAUCCACACCGGCGAGAAGCCUUUCCCCUGCACACGGUGCGGCAAGCGCUUCGGCCGCCGCUCCACGCUGACCAAGCACCAGCAGAUCCACGCCCGGCGCGCGCCCCUCCGCUGCGCCGACUGCUAGAAAGCCUUCGCCGUGGAGUCGGUCUUUAUCAUGCACCAGAAAAUGCAUGGCAGGACGGCCACGCCCAGCAUGUGACUCCGUUUCCAGAAGCACGGCAUACCUGCAUGGGCCACAACAUCUGGCCAGCUGAUGAUCUGUAGCCAGCUGCUGCAUGAGACAGGGAGUCACUCCAAAGGCCAGCUUUGCUGACUGCCAAAGUGGAGAAGGGGUCUAGUCAAUUGCCGUGUGCCUCCCCCUUAACAAAUGCACUAGAGUUAUUCUCAUGACUACAGCAUGGAAAGCUUUGCUUGGAUCAUACAGCAGGCUGGAGGAUACAUAAGACAUAAGAGAAAUGAUUUAAAUGUAUGAGCUAUUCAUUAUGCCUCUGGGUGAGUCCCCAGCAGUGGGGAUUGAACCUGGGAUAUUAUCAACACAUGAGCCUCUCUCCUGCUUGGGCUAAAAGACUCAGCUGUUUAAGGCUAAGAACGGCCACGCUGGGUCAGACCAAAGGUUCAUCUAACCCAGUAUCUGGUCUUCCGACAGUGGCCAAUGCCAAGUGCCCCAGAG
Molecule: messenger RNA, 3155 nt
Organism: Trachemys scripta elegans
Lineage: Eukaryota; Metazoa; Chordata; Testudines; Emydidae
Product: zinc finger protein 271-like
Exons: 4
Coding region: 162-2609 (815 amino acids)
Biological process (GO): regulation of DNA-templated transcription
Source: RefSeq, a predicted model, not a curated record